This is a messenger RNA of Limulus polyphemus (Atlantic horseshoe crab), 1935 nucleotides long. RefSeq names its product protein unc-50 homolog (gene Unc50). Lineage: Eukaryota; Metazoa; Arthropoda; Merostomata; Xiphosura; Limulidae. Gene Ontology annotation, cellular component: Golgi membrane. The record is from RefSeq and is a predicted model, not a curated record. The transcript has 8 exons. The coding region runs from base 1 to 1107 and encodes 368 amino acids.
AUGAUUUCUUUCACGCAGGCUGAGGGAUCUUCUGAUUUAUUGGCAAUUCUGCUAUUACUUGAGGACUUAGAUCAGGAUGAUGUGGAUUUGAACGGCUUUUCCUCCCCUUCCUCUGUUGUGCAGGCAUGUUCUCAGGAGGUUGAAGCACCUAGACCUCAGUCACCAUUUUUUGACUCAAUAUCGUAUAUAUGUUGUGUUUUGUCUUUGUCACCCAUGUCAUUUGAUCCUGCAGCACCUAGUUCUGAGUUUUUGAGUUUCUCCCUGUCGCCUGAUAUUGGGGCCCAUGACAAAUGUUUUGUAGAUCAAUUACAUGCAUUAGUUAAACAUGGAAGACAAUGUCCCUUAACUAUCACAAUUUUUCUGGCUAUCUGGCUAUGUGAAAAGAGCCGUUACAAAUUCAUUCAAGCUAGUCGAUGUAUUUCCCGUGGGAACGAAGUUUGUACUGAAAGAGAUAUUAAAAUUUUUCUAUACAGAAAACAAACAAAAGAUCAGUUUGCAAGAGAUGAUCCAGCUUUCUUAGUUCUACUGAGUGUUUGGCUAAUAGUCUCCAGAAUUCCCUAUGUAACUAAGUGGUGGCAUAUCAAGGACAGGAGAAGGGCAUACAAAAAAAAAGCAUCUGCAAGAUACAGCAUCAGUUGGUCUCUCAGUACUUGCCUGGUGUUGCUUACAUCUGUAGCAGUGAGGAGCAAAGAUGUUGGGUUGCUAUGCUCAUGUUGUAAUGUUUUAAGGUUUUUCAGUAAUCAUUACCUCCGAAAAUCAACGUGCCAGGAAUUGGAUGUUGAGUGGGGCUAUGCUUUUGAUGUUCAUUUAAAUGCUUUUUUUCCACUUCUGAUCAUUCUACAUUUUUUUCAGCUUUUCUUCUAUCAUGUCCUUAUCAGGCAUGACUGGUUCAUAUCAAGACUUUUUGGAAACACAUUAUGGUUUAUUGCUGUAGGCUACUACAUCUAUAUCACAUUCCUGGGUUACAGUGCUCUGCCAAUCUUGAAGAAAACACGUUUGUUCCUUUAUCCAAUGACAGUUACAUUCUUCUUAUAUCUAUUGACCCUCAUUUGUGGAUGGAAUUUAUGUCACUUGUUGAUCAACUUCUACCACUAUAGAGUUAUGUGAAUGGAUAGAAAAGAUGUGAUGUCAGAGAUUAAAAGACACAGUGUGUGGAUUAUCAAUAUAUUUGUUCAGUAUAAAAUAUUAGAGUACCUACAGUAGAGAUAAUAUUAUGUUCUAUUUGUCUUAUUUUUGGUGUGAUCAAAUUUCAAAGUGAUGCAAAACAGAUAAUGGUUCUUUUUUUAACUUGUAGACACAACAUUCUACAAGACGUUCAAGAUAAGGAUUAAGCAGGAUUUUAUUUUUUAGAUGUCCCUGCCUUUCUAACAUAUAAAAUUAUGUAAGAAUAUUAUAUGUACACUGAUAACUGUAUGAUGUUUCACACUUUAAAUAAACAAAUCUACUCCCUUAUUUCACAAUAAAUUUUGGGCAUAUACUUGUAAAGGCACAAGAAUUUUAGGACUUUUGACAAAAAUUUUAGUGUUUUUGAGAGUGCUCUUUUGAAGUAUGCUGUUUACUCUUGCAGUGAACAUAGUAUUCAAUAUAACAUAUGCUUAAAAAUAUCCAAUAGCCAAACUAACUUAAACUCCAUUUAUUUUAUUUUUUGGGUGGGGGUGACUUUGAAGGGUUAAUGUUUUUUUCAUCAUAAUUCUUUUUGAAAUGCUUAGAGUUUUUUAACCUGUGGUUAAAAUAUACAUCUUUGUCAGUUUGUAAAUAUAUGUUACACAUUGUAUUGAAAGAAAAGAAGAUUUAUGUUAACUAAGUGUACCUACAUCAUUUUAGGUAUUAUUUUCCAUCUUUUGUAAUGAAAAAAAAAUCUAAAUUAACCCAUGAAAUGGAGCUUCCCUCUACAAACAUCAUAUUAUCAUAAAAAUUGAUUAACUUGUGCAGUCA